AUGAUUUCCUUAGGGGGGCAAAAGAAAAGUAUGAGUGGCCAAGAACAAAAACUUGAAGGUUCCAAUGAAAGAAGCACUAGAAAUAAUGAAGUUGAAAGAAAACAUUUGAAAGUGGUUACUUUGAAAAGGGUUUAUUUAUUAAGGUUUGCAUAA
Messenger RNA from Racocetra fulgida, 153 nucleotides. Lineage: Eukaryota; Fungi; Glomeromycota; Glomeromycetes; Diversisporales; Gigasporaceae. The record is from the annotation of a GenBank genome assembly.